AUGCCAUCGAUAGUAAAAUUAUCUUUUGAAAAUCAAGAUAUUUUGAAUUAUGUUACUGGUCAAUGUUAUAUAAAACCAUCAGGAUCAUUUAAAAUUGAAGUUUCUGGAGGAUCAAUUGUUAGAUCACUUUAUGCAAAUGAUUAUUGUUCAGGUGCACCUGAAAUAACUAAAUCUGUUGCCAAAGAUGUUUGUGAUGAUGGUAAUUUGGAAGCACCAACCUAUAUCCGUUACGUCUCUGCACCAGUCUAUCCAACUCCAGGUUUCAACUAUUACGAACAUUAUAUUUCCAAUUGUAAUGCCGAUGAACCAAACUCUGCUAGAGUAUUGGUAGCUGAUAACUUGUUCUUAAAUUGUGUUUCAAAUGAUGAAUUAACAGCUGGAUUAUAUGUUUCAGCAGCAACAGAUAGCCAAUUAGAAAUGAAUAUUUAUAGUCCUGCAGGAUGUAGUAUGGGAGGAACGAUGGUUUAUACAAAGGCAUGUCAAUUGAAUGCUGGUGGAGUGACUAGAGCUCAAAGAGUCACGGCCAUCUUUUCAUUGACCCCCAGUUAUUAUGUCAGCGGAUCACAAAUUAUUGUUACCUCUGUCACUUCCAAUUAUCCAAACUCUCCAUCAAGAUACAACUUUUUCUAUUAUAAUGGUGGUUGGCAGUUGGUUUGUCAAGCAGCUCUUACCUGUACUAUCUCUGGUAUCCCUCAAUCAACCGGUCUAAGAGUUGAAUUGUUUGGUCAACCUGUGAUUGGAGGUAUCCCAUCUUGGGAGACUGCAACCAACCAAAUCAACUUACCAGCUACGAUGAAUUCAUUGUCACUUAUUAGUUAUACCACCAAACAGGCAACCAUUUCCUAUUCUGGAACCUAUGUUUCAAAUUAUGUAUUUUCUCUCAAUGGAGGAGCUCAUUCUGGGUGCCCAUCACAGACAACCUGUGUUAUUUCCGGUUCGCCAGGUCAGAGAUUGGAUAUUGGUGUUGCUGCUCAAAAUGCUGCCGGUGUAUCUGCCUAUCAGUACACAUCUGUCACUCUGUAUCAGUCAGUCUCUAUUCCAACCAUCACCUCUAUCUCAUCUACUACAAACUCUGUAUCACUGUCUUGGAGUGCUUCUCUGUAUGGUGUGCCUGGUUUGACAACCUAUACCGUUAAAUUUAAUGGUAUCACAUUUACACCAUGUCAAUCGAUAACGUCGUUGUCUUGUACUGUUACGGGACUGGCUAUUGGUACAUCCUAUACCAUGACUGUCACUGCUACCAAUGAUGGGACAAGUGUAAACGGUCCCGGCACACCCAUCUCUACAUUUGCUGCGCUGUCUGAUCCAUCCAUCACUGCAUCUACCACAAAGACCAAGUCUAUUACUGUAACAUAUGCUCCAAAUGGUGGUGACUCUUCAAAAGGGUAUACAUGGGUAGUAUUGAGAAAUGGUCAACAAGUAUACUCUGGUAGUAAUACUCAGACUGUUGUUACUGGUCUGUCUCCCAACACUGCCUAUACUAUCCGUGUCCAAUGUACCAAUGACGGAACAACCAAGUUUGUUGAAACCUCUCUCACAACAGUCCUAUCCAUCCACACUCCAUCCAUUACACUGUCCAAUGUUUUAACCAAAACAAUGCUUGCUACAUUUGGAGUUGGAGGUGGAGGUGUUGUAGGUGAUACUCGUUAUACUGUCACUCUUAAUGGUAGUCCAACAACUUGUACUAGCCAAACUACCACAACAUGUAGUUUGACAGGACUAACACCCAACACUCUCUACACUGUAUCUGUAUCCAUUUCAAAUGAUGGUGAUAGUUUAUCCAAGGAUGCUCAAGCAACUACUGUAAAGGCUGUAAACACACCAACUCUUGCUCUAUCGUCGAUCACUACCAAAUCAAUGAUAGCCACGUAUGGAUCAAGUGAUGGUGUUGUUGGAUCAACAAGAUACACUGUCUCUAUAAACGGAACCAAUCAAGUUGGAUGUAUAAAUGUUGCAACAACUACAUGUACACUCAUCAACUUGGUACAUAAUACCUAUUAUUUGGUUAGAGUGACAGUUACCAAUAAUGGAGAUACAAUCCUAUCUGAAAAGGUUCAACCUACUUGGAAAGAUGUUUCCCAACCAUUGGUACAAAUUACUCAAGUUAAAUCUGGUGUAUUGAUUGAAUACAGUUCAACCGAUGGUAUUCCAAAUCAAACAGUCUAUCAGGUUUAUGUCAACAAUGCAUUACAAGAAAGUUGUCCUACCACCACCGCUGCCUCUUGUUUAUAUUCAACCUUUUCUCCAGGUGAUAGUUUGAAUAUCAGAGUUGUAGCAACCAAUGAUGAUGACACUCAAACAACCACAUCAACCUUUUAUACCUAUACCUACCCAAGUCAAGUUCAAAUUGCCAACAAUACAUUGGUCAAUGAUAUAUCGAUCAACUGGACUUCUAGUACUGGUGGAUUCCCAAAGGCUAGUUCUUACUCUGCAUUUAUUUCAUUUGACGGUGUCCAUUUUAUUUUGGAUACUCCAAAUUGUCAAAACAUUACUGUUGAUCCUAUGGAAUGUCAUUUUAGUGGAUUGGUAUCUGAUACCAACUACUUUAUCAGAGUAUCUGUUAUUAAUACAGACUUUGAAUGGGUCAAUACAACCAUUGAAACUCGUACUCUUAGAGACACACCAAAAAGUUUUAUUUGUCAAUCGGCUAGUGACUGUAGUAACAAUGGUGAAUGUUUGCAAGGGUCAUGUGAAUGCAAUGCUGGAUGGAAUGGAUUGAUUUGUAAUGCUCCAAAACCAACUGACCAACAAGAUGUCAUUGUUAAACCAGUUCAAGAUAAACCACUAUUAGAGGUUACCAUUAAUGGUGUAUCUUAUGAAUUCUCACUUGUCACUAUCACUGAAAAGACAAUGGACGAUGAAUCUGCAUUUAUCAUGUCAUUGGCCAAUGAAACUUGGGCACUGGAUUCAUCACAAACCAACAUAACCGUAAAUCAUCCAAUUGAUCAAUCACAACUCAUCAAGAAUCAGUGGACCUAUUCACUUUUAAAUACAUCAGAUGAUUAUUCCAUUUCAAUUGUAUUUAUACUUUAUGAAAAGAAACAUGACAAUGUUGAUGGAUCAAUGACCAAUAGUACAUUGGAUACAUAUCCAUAUGAAUUUGCAGGUGAUACAUUCAAUGUUAAAUAUGGGUCAUUAAAGUAUAGUCUAAAGAUAAAGAAAUGGAAUUUUAAAUCAGUUUUAAAUACAUUGGAGAUUUCAACUACUCUAUCUACUCCAAAAGAUAAUUGUGGUAAUACUAAAUCUGCUGCUGGUGGACAACUUCCAACUAUCACCAAUACCAAUGAAAAGACAACACUCAUUACACUUGGUAAUGAAAAAGAAGAACAUCAUGUAUUUGGUAAACUGAUUAAUCGUGCUCUUUUAGAUUCUAUCCCUAAAAAGAUAUAUUAUAAAACUGUAGAGCCGACUGAUCCUUCCUCGUCAUCAUCUGACCAUUACUCUCUAUUGACAUUGGUACCAUACUUUUCUAAAGAUGCAGAUUUAGAUCCAGACUUUUCACUGUUGCUACAAACCAAUAUGGACGGUACUGUCAACCUCAACGAUUGUAGUGGCAGUAAUGCAAAGAACCUUGGGCUUAUAGUUGGGCUGUCGGUCGGUCUAAUCAGUGCGGCUGGUAUUGGAAUUGGAUCAACCAUCUAUUUCAAAAAAUUAAAAUUACAACGUCAACUAAUAGCUAAAUUAAAUGCUAAAUUAUCAAGAACAACUACACCUGCCUAA
Molecule: messenger RNA, 3720 nt
Organism: Cavenderia fasciculata
Lineage: Eukaryota; Evosea; Eumycetozoa; Acytosteliales; Cavenderiaceae
Exons: 4
Coding region: 1-3720 (1239 amino acids)
Biological process (GO): sexual reproduction
Molecular function (GO): protein binding
Source: RefSeq, a predicted model, not a curated record